Molecule: messenger RNA, 905 nt
Organism: Panicum virgatum (switchgrass)
Lineage: Eukaryota; Viridiplantae; Streptophyta; Magnoliopsida; Poales; Poaceae
Product: peptidyl-prolyl cis-trans isomerase E-like
Exons: 3
Coding region: 144-647 (167 amino acids)
Molecular function (GO): RNA binding
Source: RefSeq, a predicted model, not a curated record
AUUCCGGUUCGAGUUCAGCCCGUUGAGGCCGUAGCUAAGCAAACAGAGAAGGCGGAGCCAAAGGUCCCAAACAACCCCCGUCUUGCUGUCUCUGCCCCCCUGCGCAUCAGCAGUUCAGCACCCCACUCGCCGCCGCCGGAGACAUGAACCAGCCGGUGCAGAAGAACACCCUCUAUGUCGGUGGCCUGGCGGAGGAGGUGGACGAGAAGAUCCUGCACGCGGCGUUCGUGCCCUUCGGCGAGGUCAAGGACGUCAAGACGCCGCUCGACCAGUCCACGCAGAAGCACCGCUCCUUCGGGUUCGUCACCUUCCUCGAGCGCGAGGACGCCGCCGCCGCCAUGGACAACAUGGACGGCGCCGAGCUCUUCGGACGUGUCCUCACCGUCAACUACGCCUUCCCCGAGCGCAUCAAGGGAGGGGAGCAGGGAUGGGCCGCGCAGCCGAUUUGGGCUGAUGCGGACACUUGGUUCGAGAGGCAGCAGCAGGAAGAGGAGAUGCAGCGUCUGCAGGCAGAGCAGCGCGCGGCAAUGCAAGUAGCAGAGAAGCUGCACAGAGAGAAACUUGCUGCCGAAAGAGAAGGUGAGAAAGAAGAGGAGGCGGAUCCCAUGGCUGCAGCAGAAGCUCAGGCCUUGAAGCAGAGUUCUUAAGAACUGGAUAUAGACUUAAGAACAUCUGCCGCUUUCCUGUCCAUUUGUCAAAUACACAUGCUUUUCUCGGCCGUGGUUAAGGUGUGACUAACAUGCUAGACUUGGGAGUGCUGUUUGUUUAGUUGAAAGAAUCCUAUUUGUCUUAACGUGGGAUGCUUUGUGUUUUGUUUGGCCUUCUGAUAGACUAAAAUGUACUGCACGCUCGCACAUUGACACAGCAUGUAGUGAGUGAUAUGCAGGUUAAAUUUGUAUGUUGAA